UUCAAAGACCUUAACAUAAGAAAAAUCGGAGUGACAACAUUUGUAUUUUGAAUCCAAUAUCCAGUGACAGGCCGAGAGAAUUCUGCACGUGGGGUGUUGUAUUGUCUCUCGACUAGAGAGCUGCUUUUUAUUUGUUUGUGAAACUGUUAUAAACAGCCUUGCAGGCUCUGAAAAUGAAGCUAUUAACUCAUAACUUGUUGACAUCGCGGUGUAUGAAAGGCGUAACUGUAGGUUAUCCUCUCGGAAUAGUGGCUAAGGACAUUAAAAUUCUAGAAUCUGAAUUUAAUUCAGAAUUUGUGACCCGGCUCAUACCGAAGUUGGACUGGAAUACGCUGUGGCAUGCAGCCGACAGCAUUGGGCAUGCAGGGGACUUACCACAGACUUUAAUUGAGGAUUUUGAAAAUAAUGAAGAAUUUUUGAAAAAAGUACACCAUGUUUUAUUGGAGGUUGAAAUAAUCAAUGGAGAAUUGAUCUGCCCUGAAUCAGGGAGGAAGUUUCCAAUAAAUCAAGGAAUUCCAAACAUGUUACUAAAUGAAGAUGAGCUUUAAUUAUUUCUUCAUAAACUGUUCAUGUGUGUUGUUAUAUCUCCACUUUGUUACAUUGUAUAAUAUUAAAUUAUUUUAUGACAAGACAUAGUGUUUAUGUUACAAAAAUAAUUAAUUUUUUAAUAAACGAAAUUGUGUAUUAUGAAACAA
Molecule: messenger RNA, 695 nt
Organism: Schistocerca serialis cubense
Lineage: Eukaryota; Metazoa; Arthropoda; Insecta; Orthoptera; Acrididae
Gene: Trmt112
Product: multifunctional methyltransferase subunit TRM112-like protein
Exons: 4
Coding region: 174-548 (124 amino acids)
Biological process (GO): tRNA methylation; peptidyl-glutamine methylation; rRNA (guanine-N7)-methylation
Molecular function (GO): protein heterodimerization activity
Source: RefSeq, a predicted model, not a curated record